Molecule: messenger RNA, 5794 nt
Organism: Hippoglossus stenolepis (Pacific halibut)
Lineage: Eukaryota; Metazoa; Chordata; Actinopteri; Pleuronectiformes; Pleuronectidae
Gene: eps15
Product: epidermal growth factor receptor pathway substrate 15
Exons: 25
Coding region: 133-3462 (1109 amino acids)
Biological process (GO): endocytosis; endosomal transport
Cellular component (GO): plasma membrane; clathrin coat of coated pit; cytoplasm
Molecular function (GO): calcium ion binding; cadherin binding
Source: RefSeq, a predicted model, not a curated record
CGGCUCCUGGUCCCGGCUCUGAGUUCAGGCCUGAGGCCGGAGGUGCGGGUCCAGUUCCGUGUUUUGCAGCGGCCUCUCUCUGUGUGAGUGUGGCAGCGGCGCAGGGUGAAAGCGGUGGGAAACAGAAACACUAUGGCUGCCUCGCUGUCUCUUACUCAGCUCUCCAGUGGAAAUCCCAUCUAUGACAAAUACUAUCGACAGGUUGAUCCAACUGGCAGUGGGCGGGUGACGGCAGCCGAUGCAGCUCUGUUCCUGAAAAGGUCGGGCUUGGCUGACCUGGUCCUGGGGAAGAUUUGGGAUUUGGCAGACUCUGAACGUAAAGGCUCUCUUAGCAAACAGCAAUUCUUUAUAGCUUUGCGGUUGGUAGCCUGUGCUCAAAAUGGCCUGGAGGUGGCACUCAAGAGCCUUCAUGUGGCUGUUCCUCCCCCCAAAUUUCAUGACACUAGCAGCCCGCAGUUAGCAGGAGGAGCGCCUGGCGACACACCCUGGGUUGUCAAGCCUGAAGAGAAGAUGAAGUUUGAUUCCAUCUUUGAGAGUCUAGGUCCAGUAGGUGGCAUCCUAACAGGAGACAAGGUUAAGCCUGUCCUGCUUAACUCCAAACUUCCAGUGGACAUCCUCGGCAGGGUGUGGGAGCUCAGUGACCUCGACAGAGAUGGCAUGUUGGACAAAGAUGAAUUUUCUGUGGCCAUGUAUUUGGUGUACAGAGCGUUGGAGGGGGAGGCUGUUCCCAUGUCCCUACCACCUCCCCUGGUUCCACCCUCCAAGAGGAAAAAACCCUCGGUGCCUCCUGUGGUGCCCCUGUUACCCUCGCCCCCCUCUGCCAAAGAAAGUCGCUCCUCCCACGCUGGCUCUAAGACCAUGCCCCCCCCUCCUAAACCCGCCCCAGCUCCUGUCCCAGCACCAGCAGCUGCUUCUUGGGUGGUGUCACCAGCAGACAAAGCCAAAUACGAUGAGCUCUUCAACAAGACAGACGGUGACAUGGACGGGCUCGUGUCUGGACCUGAGGUCAGAGAUAUCUUUCUGAAGACUGGGCUGCCCUCUGCCACACUUGCACGUAUCUGGGAGGUUUGUGACAUUGGAGACAUCGGGAAACUGACUCGAGAGCAGUUUGCCCUGGCGCUCUAUCUGAUCAAUCAGAAGCUGACGAAAGGCGUGGACCCUCCGCAGAGCCUGACCCCAGAGAUGAUCCCUCCCUCUGACCGACAAAACAUCAAACAGAACAACUUGCUCAACUUGGCAGCCGACUUCUCAGCCAUUAAGGAGCUUGACUCUCUCAGUAAUGAGAUUGUUGAACUACAACGAGAGAAGAUCACUGUGGAAGAGGAGAUCAAGGAGAAAGAGGAGGCCAUCAGACAGCGCAGCAAUGAAGUGCAGGACUUACAAGAAGAAGUGGGGAGGGAGAGUGAGGAGCUGCAGCGGCUCCAGACUCAGCGUCAGAAGGUCCAAGAGACGUUGGACGAGCUGGACCAACAGAAGGGCUCCCUGGAGGAGCAGCUGGCUCACAUCCGCCAACAGACCACCCAGGAGACACAAUUGAUCACAUCGCUGCAGUCGGAGCAUGAGGAGCAGGAACAGAUGAUAUGUCAGUAUGAGGAGGAGCUUGUCCAGGCCCGAGAGGAGCUGCUUGCUCUGCAGGAGGAGAGCAGGAGGCUGCAGGAGAAAGUCCAGGCUGCACAGGAGCAGCUCACACCUCUGCAAGAGUCUGUGCGAGACUCAUUCAAACAAGUUGCACAGGUUCAACAGAAACUGAACAACCUUCAAGUGGAGGAAAGGUCAGUGACUGCCCAGCUCAGCUGGAAGAGAGCCCUGGAGGACAGCUCUCCUGUCAUGGUCAAUGGAUCAGCAGGUACUGCAGCAGAGCUGCACCAGGGGGACCCCUUCCAACAGGACCUCUUCCAGGAGGACCAGCCUAGAGAGCUGAAGCUAGAAGAACCAACUGCUUUCUUCAGUUUUCAGAAAGAACAUUCCGAUCAAAAAGAGAUAGAAGCAAAUGAGAAUGAAGAAGAGGAGGAGAUGCAGGACAAGGAAGAUGAAAGUCCAAAUACUCCAGAGGAGGAAAAACCAAGAUCUGAUGCCUUGGAUGAUCUUUAUACUAGUCUGGCCCCUUCUGAUAUGUACAAUAGUCUAUCAACCUUCCCCAAGCCUCUGAACACUGUCAGGGAAUUCGGUAGCCACGAAGUUUCAUCAGAAGUUGCAGAUGAUGAAGACAAAUCAUCGAAUGAGAGCUCACCAAAGGUGGCAUCAUCAGACCAAGAGAACAAAGAGGAGCAAGCAGAGACGCCUGAAGCCACCACCACCACCACCUCCUCGGUACCAGUAGGCCCCAUGCCACCACAGACCAGCCCACCAACCCUGCCUGAGAUGGACUUCUUUCAUUCAGACCCCUUUACUGACCAUGAUCCAUUUAAAGAUGAUCCAUUUGGAAAAGCAGAUGUUGCAGAUCCAUUUGGAGGAGAUCCAUUCAAAGGGACCGAUCCCUUUGCUGCAGACACUUUCUUCACACAGACCUCCAGCGCCCCCUUCUCCUCAGAAGACCCUUUCUCAGCCCCAGCUGACCCGUUCGUUGCCACUACUGAUGUGCCAGAGCCAGACCUGUUUGCAGCCAAGCUGAACAAUGCAGCACCCGCUCCUGCAGCAGGCCCCGACCCCUUCACCUCCAAACCGACCAAUCCAGCUUCAGCAGCCAAGGGUCCUUUCACCACCACAGAGAACAACAUGGCUGAGUCUGACCCGUUCGGAGGCAAAGUCAAUGCCACAACAGAGGCAGAUCCAUUUGGUUCUCAGGACGGAGAGACCGAUCCGUUCAGCUGCUCGCCAGUCAGCUGCGAUCUGGCAGUGAAGGACACUGCAACGGCCAAUGACCCCUUCGCUCCAGGUGGUACGACAGUGAACGCCAGCUUAGAUGCAGAUCCGUUUGCUGCUGUGUUUGGUAAUGAGUCGUUUGGAGGGGGCUUUGCAGAUUUCAGUGCCUUGACGAAGUCAAACGGGGCUGACCAGUUCGGCAUCAACAAUAAGAACCUGUUCGAGGAAGACACUCCGUCUGCCAGCCCCGACAUGCCCCCUGCUCUGCCCCCGAAAACGGGUACGCCAACGAGACCUCCCCCUCCACCUCCAGGUAAGAAAUCAUCCAUCUCCAGAACAGACUCCUCUGACUCCUUCCAUCGACGAGGGCACUUCCUCCCACAGCCUUCAGGGGACUUCUCCUCCUCUUCCUCCUCGCCCUCCCUGCCUGCCAAGGAUCCUUUAGCCGACCCCUUCGCCCCCUCCUCCCCUCCUCGUCACAACGUACGGGAAGCUGACCGAUUUGCCAGCUUUGACAAAUAUCCAACAGAGGAAGACAUGAUAGAGUGGGCAAAGCGCGAGAGCGAACGGGAGGAAAAGGAGCGACUUGCAAGGCUCACCCAGCAGGAACAAGAGGACCUGGAGCUGGCCAUCGCUCUCAGCAAGUCUGAACUCUCCUGAGAAGCUCUCCUCUUCCUUUCUUUCUUCCCUCCUUCCCUUUCCUCUCUCCUCCUUUCCCAUCCUCCACUGGCCCGGCACGGCACGGCACAGCACAGCCUGGCCCAGCCCAGAAAGCACCAAAGCAAAAGUGGGGACUGUAUAGGACUGAUUCAGCAACACCCGCUGACCCCAUCAGGAGAUUUUCUUUCUGAAUGAAUCCAUCUCUGCAUCUUUCAGCAGCCUCAGCCCUCCUCUCUCUCUCUCUCUCUCUCUCUCUCUCUCUCUCUCUCUCUCUCUCUCUCUCUCUCUCCUCCCCGAGACUGUUCACUGUGCACUGGCAUCGCAGUAUAGUGUCUCUCUCCAUCCUGUCGGCCUCUGUGGUUGUCGUUGGGUGGAGACGACCAAGGACAAGCGCGCGUGUGUGGAUGGUUUUAAAUGAAAUGCAGUGAAUAUUGUCAGGUGUUAGGAUCGUCACACUCUGUUGACCUCAUCACACGGCGACAAAAGGCCACAUUAACUCUGCAGAAUGUAAUUUAUUUAAAGAGUAGACUGAAACAGCCUCGUCAAAAGACAUCUUUAUCCACUAAGUAAACUCACUACCCUUUAAUAACUCACAGCGCUCUAUAGCCUCUCAAACUAUGUUGAGGAUUUCAAAUAUAAGUUAAUGAUGGACAUGACAAAAUGCUCAAUUUUUUAUGUUGUGAAAUGGGAGGUUUUGGAGCAGCUGUGACAAAAUCUUUGCAUUUAUCUUUAAUAUCAUCCAGUGUGAAUAGAGUAACGAUGGCAGAGGGCCUGUGAGAUCUUCUUCUUUUUUUAUUAAUGACAACAUUUCUACGUGUUUAACUGGAAGUUAUUCAUCCUCUGAUAUGUGAAAAACAAAUUGAUACUAAAAAAAAAAAUGAACAAAUCCAUUACAGCUCUAAUGUCUUUUGAAUGGAAGAAGUGCAAAGCUUCGCCCUGCAUCUGUUCUGUCUGUGUUAUAGAAGGUUUAUUUUCUGGGAGAAACUAAAGUUGGAGUGAAGCUACAUCUAUUUCAUAUUAACUACGUGUUCAUUCAUUUUCAAGGCACACUACAACAAUGAAAUGCAUUUUUAAAAACUGUUAUUCGGGGACCUGAUGAAUGGUUUCCUUUUAUCAAGUUUGAAACCUUUGAAGUGUUAAUCCUGACUCAUCUGCACAGAGAACCUGCUGCGAGGUCAGAGGUCAGGGUCGGGCACAGAGCAGCCUCCCCAUGUCUUUACUCAAUGAAGCCCCAGCAGCGUGGAUGCUGGUUGAGUAACUUGUGUAUCAAAAAAUCUUCCUCAAGUGGUAAAUCUCCAUGUUAGAAAUCUCGAUGUGCCUCUGCUGGUGCUUCUCUCAUGAGCAACACAAAGUCAGUCAAAGUCUGGCUUUUGUUGUGGAGCACUUCUCUCUCUCUCUCUGUGUGUGUGAGUGAGUGAGUGAGAAUCUGGUGGAGCCGCGAUAUCCAUACACUGGACCAAUGGAGAAACACUUGGACAAACAUCUGUGUGAUAAACCUAAAAUGACAUUUAUUUGAUGUGAUUUUCACUGUUUGGGAGGAGGCAGGGUUCAUGACUAAUACUGCGGCCAGCCACCAGAGGGCGAUCAAGAUGUUUUGGCUUCACUUUUGGGGACCUGUAAUGUCGUCCAUCUCUAUCUACAGUCUAUGGUUAAGAGUGACACAGCAGGUGGUCAGUCAGAGAUGCUUUGUUGUCCUCUUCUCCCUCCUUUGUUCUCCUCAUCUUUCUGGUUAAAUUUAAUGUUUCUCCCAGAAAAUAAACCCAGUGACUUCACGCUGAUCAUUAAACUGAGGGUUUCUGACAAGGGAAAGCUCGACUGAGCGCAUGAGGUUUUUGUUUCUUUUCUUUGCUUAUUUCCGACCAAACAGAGUUUAACACUUUGAACAUCUCUUACUCGUCUGACUCUUUUUUUAAUUUUAUGUUCAGUGUGAUCAGCAUCAUGUUGUUUCCUCUUGUUUGUGUGUAACCAGUUCAGUGUCUGGUUGAUGCAGCACUGCGGUCUCUCAUAUUGGAGUCUACGUUUAUACAGGAGAACCAGAGCCGCCUGUCUUCGCUGCUUAUCGUCGCCUUGGCUUAACACAUCCGAUUGUUUCAUUCGCUCGCGUUUAAACGCCUCCAGACACAAGACAGUCGUUUGUACAGGCUCCUUGAAUUUUACAAAUUAAGAACCACUGAUGUUUCUAGGCUGAUCCACAAUGGCUUUUUAAAACUCAAGCUAAUUGUAUUUUAUUUUGUAUUUUCUAACGUGUAAUAAAAAUCAUUAUUGGGAGUUUGGCCAGAAUAUAUAAUGCAUUUAAUUGAAACAGAAUAAAUAUUAAACAUGUAGUUUUGCA